CGCGCCUAUUUUGGUGUGUUCAAAGUCUCCGCGGUCGCGAAACAUGGAUCGGUCAUGUUUCCAUCCACAAAUGCACAUGCCCUCUGCUGUCUUUUUCUUCGGUAUUUCUCUUCCAGGUUUGCAUCAAACUCCACUGCGGGGUUUCAGUGGUCGACAUUGGCCAUGUCAUCGCUUCGACCACCUUUUUGGAGCUUCUGACGAGGUACAUGACAUCGGAGGCAUUAUGCUUUACCAUGUGUCGCACGCUUAUCGAUUUCACACGGCUGCAUCGGCACCUGGAAAGUGGGCGCCCGUUUUUAAACUUGACAGGGACGACUGUCGUGUCGUGCAAGGCACCUGCCGACUAGCCGUAGCGUUCCAACAGGUCCGGGGACGGCCCGGGGAUAGCAGCACACUGACGUCAAUGCCACAAUGAGCUGAAGGAGAGCAAAUAGAGCUCCGUGAUAUAUCUUUGUGUUUGUGGCCAGUCUUGCACUUCCUGCAGAUAUUGUCGACAUUAUCUUUUGGGGAAGCAGCCGGUCACCCUACCUUUCGCAGUGCCCUCCUCAAUACAUCAGCAUUCGACCAACACCAUCGGUUAGCUGGGAUACUAUUGACUGAAAACAAGUUCCCAUCACUCGCCAUCAUUCCAAGUUCUGCGAUAAUAAACAUGGGCAACUUCCUCAAUCGCAAGCCGGUCCCGGCCCCGGAUGCGAACCAUCACACCCAUAGCGACUUGCACUCGGCGUCUUCUCGACCGAGUGUCGGUCAGUGGUUCAAGGCGACAUGGCUGGAUAUCUUGACCAUGGCUGCCCUUGGCGCCGUUGGUCUGGGUGUUUAUCACGCGAAACCAGCCCCAACCCGUUCGUUCCCCGUCACGUUUGCCGACGGCGAGAUCGUCUACCCCGAGUUCGGCUACCCUCUUCGCAAGGAGAUCAUUCCGAUCUGGCUCGCUGCGUUUCUGGCUUCUGUCAUUCCCAUUGUCAUCAUGCUGGUCAUGCAGAUCCGAAUCCGAUCGUUUUGGGACUUCAACAACGCAGUCAUUGGCUUGCUGUACAGCCUAAUCACCGCCGCCGUGUUCCAAGUUUUCAUCAAGUGGCUCAUCGGUGGCCUUCGCCCUCACUUCCUUGCCGUUUGCCAACCGGAUUUGUCUCUGGCUUCUAAUGCGGCCGGCGUCCAGGGAGCUGGGUACAAUGGACGGGGAUACACAGGCAUCUAUUAUACCAAGCAAAUCUGCACCGGCGAUGAAGAUGAGAUCAACGACUCGCUGGAAAGUAUGCCCAGCGGGCACACCACUGCCGCCUUUGCAGGCCUGAUCUUCCUCAGUCUCUACCUGAACGGCAAGCUGAAAGUAUUCUCGGAUUAUCACCCUGCCAUGUGGAAGCUGGUCGUUCUGUACGCACCUGUCCUCGGGGCCUGCUUGAUCGGAGGCGCGCUUACUAUCGACGAGUACCACAACUGGUACGACGUUUUCGCCGGCGCUGUUAUUGGAACUGUUUUUGCUUUCAGCGCUUACCGGAUGACGUAUGCCUCGAUUUGGGACUGGAGGUGGAACCACGUCCCGUUGAACCGCACAACGUCUUUUACCUUUGGACAUGGCGGCCAGCAAUACUUGGACGUGGGAACGUUUACGAGACGGGGCGCUUGGGGAGAGAAGCACGGGCUGACUGGUCAUCAUAAUGGGACGGCUGCUCACCACCAUGCGGCUCCUAUCGGGGCGACUACCGGAACGAAUAUUCCUCAGAACGGUGUCCAUGGCGACAAUAUGGUAUAG
Molecule: messenger RNA, 1753 nt
Organism: Podospora pseudocomata
Lineage: Eukaryota; Fungi; Ascomycota; Sordariomycetes; Sordariales; Podosporaceae
Exons: 2
Coding region: 650-1753 (367 amino acids)
Biological process (GO): phospholipid metabolic process
Molecular function (GO): phosphatidate phosphatase activity
Source: RefSeq, a predicted model, not a curated record